CCUUUUGCCGCUUGUCUUCUUGAACCCCUGGUGGCUAAAACCCUAACUAGCUUCGUCGUCAACGGUUUCACCUCCAUCUCCACCAGCACCAUCUAAACUAAAUCCCUACUCAAUACAACACUGUCACUGUACAAAUUCGUACGCUUAAAACAACAAUGAAUGGAAGUUCACUUUCUUAGUUUGCUCGGACGAUGUUCGUCUUUCUUCGCAGUCUUGUCAUCAUGGGAAGAAAAACAAGAUACCCUAAUCAUCGCGUAAGCCUUCUAUUAUCAUCAACAAGAAAUUUACCGUCUCCAUUGAAUCCUAAUAAAAUAAUUUUCUGCAACUGUUCAUCACCAUCAUCGUACACAUUCUUAUUCUGUGUCACCAGUUUUCUCUGCUUAUUUCGGUACCCUUUUUCGAGUAAGGCUUUCUGCGACGAAAUCGGAGACGAACUUGGUCGGGAAUCCAUUUGUGAAAUUGUUAAGAAUGAGCGCUGGGACGAUUAUAGGAUCAUCAAAUAUUUUGAUUCAAGUUUAGCCCCAAUUUGGGUUUCGAAAAUACUAUUACAACUAAACGAAGAACCUACGUUAGCUUUGAAGUUCUUCAAAUGGGCUGAAACCCGACCUAAGUUUUGUCAUACGACUGAGGCCUAUUGUAUUCUUACCCAUAUUUUGUUUUUCCAUAAGCUUUACAAUGAAGCUCAUGGUAUUCUAAAAGCUUUGCUUAGUUCGACCCUAAUUUUGCCAGGUUUUGAUGUGUUUGAUGUAAUGUGGUCGACCAGAAAUGCUUGUCGUCCAGGGUGGGGGGUAUUUGACACAUUGUUCAAUGUAUUAGUGGAAUUAGGGAAAUUUGAGGAAGCAAAUGAGUGUUUUUCAAGGAUGAAAUCUCAUAAAGUUCUCCCAAAAGCACGCUCUUGUAAUUCAUUUCUGGGUAGAUUAACUAAGAUUGAUAAAGGAGACUUCUCAAAGAAGUUCUUCAAGGAAAUGAUUAUGGCUGGUGUUAAGCCUUCUGUAUUCACUUACAAUAUCAUGAUUGAUUAUUUGUGUAAAGUAGGAGACAUGGAAGGUGCACAAAGAUUUUACAUGGAGAUGAAAGCAUUAGGGAUUACACCAGAUAUUGUUACUUAUAAUUCACUUAUUGAUGGGUAUGGUAAGCUCGGGAAGUUAACCGAAUCAAUCUGUAUAUAUAAUGAUAUGAAGAACAUCGGUUGUUACCCUGAUGUGAUCACAUACAAUGCAUUGAUAAACUGUUUGUGUAAGUUUGGUAGAAUGCCACAAGCAUUUGAGUUUCUUCAUCACAUGAAGAAAAGUGGAUUGAAACCAAAUGUGGUAACUUACAGCACCUUCAUUGAUGCUUUCUGUAAAGAAGGAAUGAUGCAAGAAGCAAUCAAGUUUUUCAUGGAUAUGAGACGUGUUGGUCUUAUUCCCAAUGAAUUCACAUAUACUUCUUUAAUUGAUGCAAAUUGUAAAGCAGGUUGUAUUCAGGAGGCUGUGAAGUUAAUCAAAGAGAUGAAUGAGGCAGGUGUUAUGGUGAACACAGUUACAUGUACAGCUUUACUUGAUGGGCUUACAAAAGAAGGUAAAAUGAAAGAAGCUGAUGUGUUUUUUCAAGAAAUGCUUAAAACCGGUAUAUCACCUAACAUAAAAAGCUAUACAACUCUUUUUCAUGGGCAUAUAAAAUCGAAUAAUGUAAAUGAGGCUACCAAUGUUUGGGAACAAAUGGAAGCCAAAAGCUUCAAACCAGACUUAUUGCUAUAUGGUACUUUGAUCCUAAGACUCUGUAAUGACAAAAAAAUUGAAGAUGCUAAGGCUGUUCUUCAAGAAAUGAAGAAAAACGGUAUAAAUGCAAAUUUUGUGAUUUAUACAACGAUUAUGGAUGCGUAUUUUAAAUUGGGACACAAAAGAGAAGCUCUUGAUUUGUUUCAAGAAAUGAAUGAAACAGGUUUGACCCCAUCAGUUGUGACUUACAGUGUCUUAAUUGAUGGUUUGUGCAAACUUGGUUAUGUCCAUGAGGGAAUGGACCAUUUCUGUAAGAUGUCAGAUGUUGGAAUUGAGCCUAAUGUUAUUGUUUAUACAGCUCUUAUUGAUGGUUAUUGUAAAAAUGAUCAAUUAGAAUCGGGUGUGAAACUGUUUGAUGAAAUGGUGGGAAAAGGUGUGAUUCCGGAUGUAAAUGCAUACACGUGUUUGAUUGAUGGGAAUUUAAAACAUGGGAAUGUUAAAGAGGCUUUGGAAUUGAGGGACAAAAUGGUGGAAAGUGGUGUAAAGUUUGAUCUUCAUGCAUACACUUGUUUGAUUUGUGGGCUUUGUAGAUGUGGUAAAAUGUUGGAAGCAAGAAAGUUUUAUGAUGAGAUGAUUGUGAAUGGUGUUUGUCCAGAUGAUGUGAUUUAUGGGUGUCUUGUGAAAAAGUAUUAUGAGAUUGGUGAUACAAAAGAAGCUGAGGAAUUGCAAAAUGAGAUGGUUGGAAAACAAAUUAUGAAUGGUGUUAGUGAUUAGGGUUUGAACUUUGAAGCAAAAAGUGAGAAAUUCAUUACUUGAUUGCAUCUUGUUGUUGCACAUGGAUAUUAUGAUUUGUGGAUCAAGAACACAUUGGAAGUCGUAUAAAUUUGGAUCAAGACUUUUGCAAUCCUCAAACUAAGAUAUGGGAUUUAUCCAAUCAAAGAGGCGACAUGAAUCUCAUUGAUUACCAAGUCUUCUAAUCUUUCCCACCUAAUCAUCAGGAUUCCAUCAUCUUUCAGCAUUACCCAGUUCUUGAAUCUGGUAGUUUUGGAAGUCAUUUGGCAGCAAAAUGAAAUUGUUGCUGUUGGGAAGAAUAGGGGAGAGGCAGAUGGGGUCAAGAAUCUCUGAAAAUUAGUUUUUUCUUCACAAUUUUGAGGGAAUUUUUCAUUCAUUGUAAGUAAUUGUAUAUUCACAUACAGUUAUUAUAUUGUAUUUUUUUUUUCAAAUAGAUAGAUAGUCUACUGAAAGAGUAUAAAUGGGAAGGCCAUAAAGAUGAAUUGAAGCUUGGGAAGCGAAGCAUGUCUAAAACAUAGAAUGACGAAACUUCUUGCUAAAUUUUUUUUAGACAAAAUUGCAAGAAUGGUCCCUAUUGUAUGUCGAAAAUUGUCAUUUAGGCCAAAUAGUUUGAACUAGCAUCAGUGAUCCAAAAGUUUUAUUUUGCUGCAUUUUGGUCCAUUUUGUUUUGAUAUUUUAUAAAAUUAUGAUUUUGCUCUU
Lactuca sativa (garden lettuce) is the source of this 3191-nucleotide messenger RNA. Its product is annotated as Tetratricopeptide repeat (TPR)-like superfamily protein. Gene Ontology annotation, molecular function: protein binding. The record is from RefSeq and is a predicted model, not a curated record. NCBI's taxonomy places the organism in Eukaryota, Viridiplantae, Streptophyta, Magnoliopsida, Asterales, Asteraceae.